Messenger RNA from Trematosphaeria pertusa, 1811 nucleotides. RefSeq lists its product as uncharacterized. Gene Ontology annotation, biological process: metal ion transport; transmembrane transport. The transcript has 8 exons. NCBI's taxonomy places the organism in Eukaryota, Fungi, Ascomycota, Dothideomycetes, Pleosporales, Trematosphaeriaceae. Gene Ontology annotation, cellular component: membrane. The record is from RefSeq and is a predicted model, not a curated record. Gene Ontology annotation, molecular function: metal ion transmembrane transporter activity. Bases 148 to 1791 code for a protein of 547 amino acids.
UCAAUCCCUUGUCCUCUCAGCCUUACAUCUACUUCCGGUCAAUUUCCGGUCACUAAAGUGAGGCGUAACGAUGUCGCGGCCACCGCCUGUUAAGAUGCUGUGCAGCCUAGUGAUGUGCCAACGCUAUUCAAUGUUAGAGUCCUAUCCAUGGCAUAUGAGCUGAACGGCUCCCAUCAUGAGCUAUAUCGCCCCCACAACCCAUGGGAGAGGUUCACGCAGCGACACGAUGAGAACCACCUUCCAGAGGACCGGUUUCGACUUGUUCCACCCCCACACAACGUUUCGACCUCAGCGGUCAUUGACGCACUCUUGACUCACGAUCAAGUCAGCAGCCCGGACCAGCCCAUCCCUCGGAGACGUCAGCUCCUCAGAGACUUCCUCAGUGAAGCUGUUAGCGGGAGAGGGUUAAACUGUCAUGUUGACGAGGACAUUGUCAAGUCAAGCUCCAGCAGAGACAUCGCUCUACUCGACGACCGUCAAAAGCACGAGGGCUGCGCGAAACCAAUCGGGAAGCAAUGCGACGACUGCCAGAUAUACUCUAACAAUGUCACCAUUCCGAAUCUAUAUUUAAGGCUGAAAGAAGAGCGAAUCGCUCUCAAAGCGGAGAAACGAAUAAUUUUCAUUCCAAAUCUGACCUCUGCGGGCGCACUUGCGUUGGCUGCAACCACCGCUAGACGAUCUGCGACACCGGUACGAGACUUCAUUCAUAGAUACCUCGGACGGGAGCACACCUUUUCGGUAUCCGUGACCUGGGGUUUCUUCCUCGAAUUCCAUAUCCCAUACCACGCGUUGCGCCCCGGACCUCCAUCAAAGGACCAUCGAUACAACCGUGGAAGGCGGCUGAGGAAGUCCGAUCCGCUGCCGCUUCAGUUGGAGUCGGGAGAUAAAGAAGAGCUCUACUAUCAUGAGGCCCAAACCUCGUCUCUUUCCUGGGGUCCAGAUGAAUGGUUCUGGACGGAAUUAUUUCUCGUAGACACUUAUUUUGGUUCCGAACGCAAUCACCCAACGUAUCUCACAGGAUCCCCGGCUGGUAAUGGAUAUGACCCUCCGUUGGGUGGCCGGGAAAGAUUGGAUAACCCUUGUUUUGAUCCUAGGCAAUAUUGGCUGCUGAAACUGGACCGACGGGUGCUUCAGGUGACUGAGGAGUAUACUGCGCUUAUCGAAACCUUUAAUCAGCGGAUGGAGGAAUACGCACGAAAGAUCAGACGUAAGACCGAAGACGAUUCCAGGAGGACGCACACGCAAACCAUUAGUAACGUCAUCGAAACCAUUCAGAUCUUUGUCGACUGCAUCAGUGGCAUCAUAGAGACAUGGGAAACUUUCCGCCGCAAUCAAAUCUCGUACUUCACCAUCCACGCUCGAGAUAAGCGGGGCUUCGCGGACCGCAUCGACAGAAUAAUUCGGAACAUGUCCGAAUUGGAUCGACUGCGGAGACUUCUCCUGACGAAGAGAGAGCGAUUUAGGUCAAAACUGGGCAGCCUCCACACGGUCUCGAGUCUCAAGCAAGCCGAAACAGCGAUUGUUCAGGGCGAGAACAUUAAGACACUCACAGAAAUGACAGUGUACAUCGCCUUCCCUUUACUAUUCACGGCCGCUAUCUUCAGUAUGGACUUUGUGCGACCAGAGAAGCUGCCCUGGCUAGUAUUCUUCGCACUACUGCUUGUCACAUCCUUGGUUAAUUACAUGAUCGCCUCUCGCCGCAGUCCGUAUAGAGUAUGGCGCAACUGUAAAGAGUGGGUUGAGGAGAAGCGCGGAAACUCGGCAUAUAGUAGCUAUUAUAGACAGUUUUGACUGGGAACAUCCGGUCAUCU